Botrytis porri is the source of this 573-nucleotide messenger RNA. RefSeq lists its product as uncharacterized. The transcript has a single exon. Bases 1 to 573 code for a protein of 190 amino acids. The record is from RefSeq and is a predicted model, not a curated record. Lineage: Eukaryota; Fungi; Ascomycota; Leotiomycetes; Helotiales; Sclerotiniaceae.
AUGCUUGGUUUCCUAAGAGAUAUAGCUGAGCAGUUCCCUCGUUACGAUAAGAUCAAAGCUACAGCGAAGGCUGCCGUCUGUGGAAAAGAUGCCGCUUGGUACGAACAAAAAUUCCGGGCUACAAAUGCUAGACACUUGUCACGCUCCAGCAAUGGUAAUCAAAAUGAACCAGGAGCCGGCCAACCAACCCGUGGUUUCUCCCUCAACUCUGGCCCAGGACGCGAACCACAUACCGAACUAGUCGGUAUGUUUUCUUUCCCUUCUCCAAGAAAUGCUGUGCCCACCAAAUCAAUCUCCCAGUUCUCUUCCGCUUUACCUCAUACUCCUCGAAGUCAGACACUACCCCAAGCGGCUUCUGUCCACGGUCCCACACCCAUGAUACGACCAAGUAUACCGGAAUUAUCUGUCUCAGAAGACUUUUCAAGAAUUUGGUCGAGUGACAACCGAGUUCGUUCCACCUUAGUAGCACGCGGGCCACUAGGGCGCCUUGAUCCAGACAGCUAUAUGCUCAAGACAACCGAAUCACAAGUCCUGCCGUGUCUCCAGAUAGCGACAUCGAAGCCAAAAAGCUGA